CGUCAGCAGCUCCGGCUCACGUUCCUGUGCUUGAGACUGGACAUUACCUAGCAUCCAGGAACCUACCCAGGCCGCAGCCCCUGUCCUGACGCAGCGUGCCAUAGCUCUUUCGAUUCGGACGCCAGGCGACACAGCCCAGCUAGUUCAGUAAAUUCAAACAGCCCAGAAUGGAUCUCUUUGAGACGCUGGGCCUAGGUCCACGUCAGCCGGAGGAAAACGAGUUAUAUAUUGCCAUCUACGCUGACCCCGAGGGCGAGGGAGAUGCAGUGGAGGGAGUCGAGGGGGCAGCAGCGAAGCCUGCUGAUGAGGGCGUAGGGCCCUAUAGCGUGGUUGGUGGUGUUGCUGGUGGUGAUGCUGUCGACGAGGCCGCAGAAGCCGCCCGGCUGGAGGCCUUGAGGGCCCGAUGUACGGCAUGGUUGUUGCCGUACAUCUCGGAUUACAUUUGGAACAAAGAUCCGCUUGUGCUACGGAGCUCAGCCCGCCAGCCGCCACCUUGGGAGCGAAAAAGGGGGCGAUGGCAGCAGCAGCGGCGGCCGCAGCAGCAGCGGGGACAGCACCACCAUGCUAGCGGAGGCGCUGGCAGCGGCAGCAGCGGCGGCGGCGAGGAGGCGGGUGCUGCUGAGGGUUGCGUGUGGUCGGUGGUUCGGUUCGGCGACGCGGUGGAUGACGAGUGGUGGGCGGUGUGGCUGCUGCUGCGGAUGAGCCGCGAGCUGCAGGACCUCAGUGUGCAGGUGUGGGACAACGACGGCCAGUUCCUGCUCAUCGAGGCCGCCUACGCGCUGCCCCGCUGGCUGAAGCCCGAGACCGCGGAGCACCGCGUGUGGCUGCGGCGCGGGCGGCUGCACGUGCUGCCGCUGCCCUCGCCCGCCGCGCCCGACCUGCCCGCCUGCCCCACCCGCCAACAGGCGCUGAGGGUGCUGCGGGAGGGAAG
Messenger RNA from Astrephomene gubernaculifera, 931 nucleotides. NCBI's taxonomy places the organism in Eukaryota, Viridiplantae, Chlorophyta, Chlorophyceae, Chlamydomonadales, Astrephomenaceae. The record is from the annotation of a GenBank genome assembly.